Molecule: messenger RNA, 908 nt
Organism: Aegilops tauschii subsp. strangulata
Lineage: Eukaryota; Viridiplantae; Streptophyta; Magnoliopsida; Poales; Poaceae
Source: RefSeq, a predicted model, not a curated record
CCGAUCUCGUCGUGAUAACUUCCUCCACCAAACCGAUGACAUGGCGGACGCCAGGGACACGACCGCCACCAGCACCGACCACCACCACCACCAAACUAGCCGCGGCGCAGCGGCACCGCCAGCGGCGAAAGGCGGCGCGACCAUAUCCAUCACCAUCGUCCUCCUCGCGCUGCUCGUGGCCUCUGUCGCGGCGUUCCAGAUGUCGUCGCCAUCGCCCCGGAUGGAGGCACCGGGCGUGGGGGAUGGCAGCCGCCCCGGCGCCGAGCCGGUGGAGCAGGCCGUCGGCCAUGGCGGCGUCCCCGGGUUCAACAGCCGGCUGGACGCGUUCCGCGCGUGGGCCAAACUGACGUGGAUGAAGCUUCAGCGGCCGCGCUCCGAUGAUCCACGGUAUGAUGCUGGUGGAAAUGGAAUCGCCGGCUCGGCAGCGGAGGCGACGAAGAAGAGCCUGGAGAUGGGCAAAGAGACGGCGGAGCAGGCGGCGGCGAGCGCCGCGGGGCUGGCCAGGGACACGGUGAAGGGAGUGGCCGCGCCCAACUCCGGUGCAGAGCUGUGAAUAGUAUAGGGUGCUGCCGGCACGUACGUUUAGUUUUGGCCGUGCAAAUAUCUGCACUCUAGCGUAGUUUAUUGUGUUGUGCUGGUGUUCUGGGUGCCUGAGCACCCUGCGCUGAUCGCCGGCGCUGAAGUUCCACAUGUAUAUGUAGGAAUAAACACGACGUGUAGUCGUGUGUCCUAGUCGGACACUGAUCCAGCACCUAUAGUAACAAUAGGAUUAGAAGCCGUAUCCGAGUAGAUUAGGUUGAUACUCCUAGCUGCUAUAUAUACUCACGUGUAACCCUGUAAUGUGUAACAACGAAAAGUUCAGAGCAGUAAAGAAUAGUAACAGGCUCGACACGAGCCUGUGGCCAUCA